UUUGGGUCUUAGGUAUAUCUCUUGGACAUGAGAUGGUCAUUUAUAGUUGUUUGAUCUUCAUCUAAUUUUGUUUUUGCCAUCUAAUUUUGUUUUUGCCUCUUAGUAGUGUAGCUUUUAUUUUUCACAUUUUAAGUGUGGGUUGUAAACUUGUGGUAUGUAAAAUAAUUUUCUAAAGCUAUACAUCUCAGAAGAUUAUUGAGUGGACAUAAAUAGUUUUCUCUUUCCCUACACUUUUCCUUGUUUUACAAGUGAAAGUUUACAGAUUACAAAGCAUGUUUGUACAGUGAUACUUUGGUUUACGAGUGCCUUAGUUUAUGAGCAUUUUGAUAUACGAGCAAAAAAAAAUCACUAAAAAUGCCUUGGUUAAUGAGCAGUGACUUGAUGUACGAGCAUCCUGUUUUUAUAAGUCAAAGAUGCAAGUGUGGGCUCUCUUUGUUCUCCGCAAGAUGAGAGCGCUUAGAGCGGAAAAUAAAGGGAUUGGGGUCUCAAGCUGGUGUCAUACUGGGCCUUUUUCCUCCAACUGCAUUGGCAGUAGGCGCAACUGGCAAAUCCAACUUUUCUGGAUGUGCGUCACACAUGACUAAGGUCAGUUGCCUGUAUCCACAAUGUAAGCAAACCAGUCCCCCCAUAUCCACAUGGCGCCAUUUGCAAAAGUAAAAGCUGUUGUGUCUUGUGCUGCUGUUACUCAAAUUAUGGAUGUGUUGCUACAAUUAAAUGGAAAGAAGAAGCAGUUGUGGGCAUGAUCAUGGCUUCAAAGACAGGAGGACAGGAGUGUUUACCCAAACCAACAACCCGCUCCCGGUUGGGCGUACAGGCAACCACUGUUGCUCCUAGCUCCAGCAGUUGGGGGAAAAUGCCCAUUGUGACACUGCCUUCAGUCCGCAAUAUACACUUGCAGAGGUAGCACCCAUGUGCUUGGGUCUGCUUACAUUUGUGCUCUAGUGUGUGAUCUUUGUGUUUUCAGCACUAUAUUAUUACUAUAUUAUUUAUAUGUUAUACUAUAUUAUUUAUAUUACUAUACUGUAUUAUUUAUAUUAAUUUUCAUUGCUAUUUGUUAGUAAAAUUACUUUUAUUCUGUCUAAAGUAACAUUUAAAAUGAUUUUUAUGUUAAUAUUUUGGGGGAUAUGGGAUGCAUUAAUGGGAUUCACAUUAAUUUAAAAGGGGAAAUUCAUUUUGGUUUGCGAGCAAAAUUCCAAAACGAAUUAAACUCGUAAACCGAGGUAUGACUGUAUACCUUAUUGGUUGUUGGGGUGAGGAUACAACUCGCAUCUAUGUUUCUGUUUUUGAACACCUUUCACAAUAUAAUUGAUGUAAGUAGUGAAAACAUUGUGAGGCAAUAGUGUAAGUGAUGUCCUUAAAAAAAACUUGUGUUGUUGUAUUCCCUAUCUGGAUAAAAGAGAUUUUGUUGUCUUGAAGUAAAUAGAAGUUAAGGUAACCCACCUCCCAUGACAAUUGGAUACUCAUGUCUUGUCAUGUGGAAGAUUACUUAAGUAUGGCACACAAAAAGAAUAAUAAGUCAGUAAACAUAAUAAAAGUUUGCACUGAAUGUGACUCAUCAAGCUGUCCCCUGUAGUGCCAUUCAGGGCCAUGCUGUGCUCCCUAUAUCAGUGAAGUGUGUCAUAGAGUGUAAUCUCUCUUUACGGAGCUGAUAAGACAGGAUGAAUAGAUGGUCAAGGUGUCAGUCUUGUAAACAGUGAUCUAGAUGGUCCGGCUUUCUGACAGUUUGGUUAGGAAUUCUUAGUUUGUAAGAGUGUAUGAUGGUAGCUACUCAUGGGUGGCGGGGAGGUGACCCCAAGAACAUGCUCAUCGUUCCCACAGAAACAGUCAUUCGUGUCGCUGCCUCUCAUGAUACCACAGUCUUUGUGACAACGGGUGGUAGGCUGUACAUUGGCCAGUACACAGGCCAUGAGCGUGGCAACCUGAAGCAGGUGGAGCUGGGCAGCCGGUGUGUGCGGGAUGCAGCAGUCUAUCGGGGUCAGGUAGUGUUUGUUACGGAUGCCGGAGAGGUCUUCACUCGGGAUCUGGCAGGGGGAGAGGUUCGGCCAUUGUCAAUACUGGAGCCCAAAAAGACCUGCACCCACGGCCAAGAGGAGAAGGGCAGGAAGGUGCGGGUGCGGGCAGUGGCAGCUGGUGCUGACCACAUCCUCUUCCUCAGUGCUCAAGAUGAAAUAUGGGUUCAGGGCUGUGGCCCAGCUCUUGGGUUGUUCACCAACAAGACUGAAAAUGAAAUCACCAACCCUGUGCGCGUUGACUUUUUCAAGGGGCGACGGGUGCUGCAAGUGGAGGCUGGGGCCUACUUCACUGUGGCCCUUGUGGAAGCUUUGCCCCCUGUCCACUCUGACCCCUCAGCUGAGACUGACCCCAUGCCUGACUAUGACUCCUUUGUAAGGUCAUGUGAGCAGUGCCGUCGGGAGACAGGGGAUCGGGUUUGCUAUGAGGAGGCUGAGGACAGGUUUGAAAAAUGUCCGCUUGGCCUAGCAGUAAGAAAAGAUUAUGGCAGCCAUGACCCACGUUCAGACCUUCUCUCUCCAGCCCCGAGCAGCAUCAACAUGGACGGUCGCUCCUCCAGGAACAGUGCCUUCCACGAAGAUGGCGAGUCAUCUGACUGUGUAGCAGAUGAUCUUGACCCAACCUCAGGAGAGGCAUCCUGCAAUGGCACAGCCCUCAAUACUCCAGUUGAGUCCCAUUCUGGUAUAGAGUUGAAGGAAAUUGCUCGCCAACACAAGCAGAGCAUUGGUAGUGACUUUGAGGUGGUGGAGUGUGGAGAAGAUGAGGCAGAUGGUGACAGUGGACGUAAGGGAAGCACUGGGGGUGGCAGCAGCAGCCUCUUCAUCAAUGCAGAUGCAGCCAGGCAGUUCAUCUCCCGCCAGUUGUCCUGGAUGACUACUAAUGCAGACCCCAGUGAGUGUGGUGCACCGGACACUGACCGUAUCAACAAAUAUCACAUUGAUAGUGCCACAGAACUCAUCAGAGAAAAUGUGGCAAGUGCCGCCAACAGUGCUGCAAGCCUAGUAGCCACAGGGGUGCGGACCGUAAGUGACAAGGUGGGGCAGUUGUCGAGGCAUUUCAGUAGUAGUGAGUGUGCAGACGGAGAACUUCCAGACCUCACCCCAGAAUCUGAUCCAUUCGCCUUAGAAUCUUUAUAUGCCAAAACCCCCACUCCAAAGAUGAGUAAAAGUGAUUCUUAUGAGUGCAACAGUCUUCCACGCCGCCUAUCGGAUGAGCUUGCACGUAAAAAGACUCAUUCACGUACAGCAUCAGGUGGUCUCAGUUUCCCCAAGAUCAAUAGGGAUGGAAUGUUAUCAGUGGAAAAAGGCCCAGAGCAGGUAGCCAAGAACACCUGUCUUAUCAUUGAUGGGGGGUGCCAUAUCCUUAACACAGAGGUAUGGGCAUGGGGGUCUGCCAGCAAAGGUCAGCUGGGCCUAGGUGACCUAAGCCAUCGCUCAACACCAACUUGUAUCACAUCGCUCAACCACAUGGGAGUGACCAAGGUGGUGUGUGGCACCCACCAUACAGCUGCCCUCACCAUUGACGGCCAGGUUUAUAUAUGGAACCACAAAGAUACUAGAGAUGAUGUUGCUGUGAUCACAGUGGAUCCAAAGCCCCAUAAGUCAUCACAGUGGAAGGUUUGGGUGUGGGGUGACAACUCUGGGGGACAAGGAGGUCCUAAUGCUGCCACCACCACCACAACCACCACAACCACCACAUCCACCACAUCCACCAAUGCUCCUUCCCCUAGCAAGUCUCCCAGCAAGUCCCCCAACAAGUUGAGCAUCUCAGGAUCCUCGAUCACAAGUCCAAGAAGACUGGAGGUGCCUGAGGAGCAGUGUGGUGGACUGAUGAGGGAUUUGGCCUCAGGAGACAACUACCUCAUUGUCAUCACAGUGGAUGGCCUCACUUACUAUGUGGGCAAGCUCAGGGCAGAGGAAGAGGCCAAAGUUCAGCAGAUUCCUGUAGGUGAUGCCACAAUGCACUGCCGGUCAGUGUUGUGUCAGUGUGAUAGUGUUGUCUGCACCACAGAUGAGAUGCACCCACAGGUAGUAAAGUUUGUGAAGAGUGAGACUGCUUACCUAAGUCUGUUGAAGGCUGUGGUGCAUCAUGUAGUGAGGCCCUUCCUGGCCACCUCUUCCUCCAGCACCAAGAUUGCCACCUCCUCUUCUGCGUCUUCACAGAAGGAUGCAAGCACCUCAUCCUCUGGGGCAGGCAGUGUAGUUUCAGACAAUAGCCAGAUGCAGCAUACUAAGCUACAACUACUAGAGGCCUACCUGGAUGUGACUCAGGCAGUGGCCAGCAGCCUCAGUGACUUGCUGGAUGACCAGGCCACAGACGUCACUGCUGCCAUCCCCAUCAUACGACAGGUUGAGGAGCACAAGUCCAUUUACCAACGAUAUAUGAAACUGGUGUGUGAUGCUAUAGCCAUGAGUGGCCUCAACCUCACUAGUAAGGAUGCUACCACCACCUUGGAGAAGUGCCAGUCUGUGUUUGCCACCAUGGUGCCCGAGGAGAAGCAGCGCAGCCCCAGUGACCUCUUUUCUUACCUUAUCCUCAGGCCACUACAGCACAUACAUGACUAUGAGAGCUUUCUGAAGGACAUGAAGACUGAUGGAGAGAAUUACUACUCCCCAUUUACUCUUGAUAAGAUCAAGGUUGCUUAUGCUCACUGGAAGCAACUUUCUGUUGCUGCACACAAUAACCAGGUUGAGGCUGAGGACACAAAGAAUUUUUGGGAGACAUGCAGCCAAAAGAUGGCAGAGGCCUUGCGCACCCCAUCCAGAAGAUUACUGCGAGAGUCCAGGACACAUCCUAUUCACGUUCAUAAUGCCGGUCGGUUCUCAUCUCACUCCUUUGUACUGUUGACAGACAUCUUGGUGCAUCUCCAGUACUCAAACUUUACCACCUACAGCCUCAACACUAUGUGGGUAGAGACAGUCUCCAAUGUCCCAAAUGUGCAGAAUGGUAUCUGCAUCACUCUGCCUGAAGAGACUCUCACCCUCACUUGCCCCUCAAGUGGAGAUAAAAAUCAGUGGAUGUAUGCACUGCAGGAGGGGAUCAAGAGGGCAGUAGAUAAGUCUGAAAACUCAUCUGGGACAACAAUAGCAUUACCCAGGUCUCCACCACUUGUUCGGAACUCCUCCUACACCUUCUCCAAGAACCCUAUGUAUAAAGAUGCAACGUACUCAGGCCAGUGGGUGUGUGGAAAACUUCAUGGAGAGGGAACUAUGGUGUGGGUAGAUGGCCGCCGCUACAAGGGACAGUUCCGGCAGAAUGUGUACCAUGGCUCAGGGCGGCUUGAGGUACCCUCAGGGGUAAAUAUCACUGUGUAUGAAGGCACCUGGAAGAAUGGGAAGUUGGAGGGCAAAGGGGUUAUCAGAUAUGCCAACAAGGAUGUAUACAUUGGCAACCUGCGGGAGAGUCAGCCUCAUGGCCAUGGGGAGCUAAAGAAGGGCCAAUUCAGCUCCCAGGCAGCCUGCAUCUACACAGGAGAGUGGAGCAAUGGCGUCAAGAAUGGCUAUGGUGUCCUUGAUGACAUAGCAAAAGGGGAGAAGUACCUGGGUAUGUGGCAGAAUAAUGCUCGGCAUGGGCCAGGCAUGGUUGUUACUAUGAAUGGGGUCUACUAUGAAGGCAAUUUCCACCAAAACAAACUGACUGGUUAUGGUUUGAUGAUGUUUGAAGACAAGACUUACUAUGAGGGAGAGUUGGGUAUAGGAGGAACCUUUGCUGGGAAGGGCAGCUUGCACUACCCUAGUGGGGACACCAUAGAAGGAACCUUCACAGGCAACUGGGAGGAUGGGAUCAAAAUCAAUGGAGUCCUUCAGAAAGGCAUUGGCUCUCCUGAUGAAGAAAACAUUCCCAUAUCAUUUGGAAAGCUGAGUGUGAAUGCUGACCAGAAAUGGACAGCUGUAGUGAGGCACUGCCAAGAGCAACUGGGCAUGUGUUCAGGCACUGAUAUUACUACACCCAAGGUGUGGGAGACACUGGCUAUGAGGCUGGAGCUGGAGAAGCAAGCAUCACAGCGCCACGGAGGAACGCCAGACCUUCUGGAUGGUAUUGAUAGGAUCCCUGACACAAGAGAUGAACUCACCUAUACAUUCUUCAUGGAGAUCCAUGCUUAUCUUGGCAAGGCUUUUGGCAAUCGACUUCAUCCACUGGGCCAACUGCUGCAGUCCCUGGUUGAUGCCUUCAGGGCCACAUAUGGUGGGGUGGUGGCUCAUUCCCGCCUGCUGCCAUAUGCUGUGCAGGAGGUUCGGUCAUUCACAUCAAGGCUGUACCAAUUGGUGCGUGUGCUGUUCCCCAUAUUACCUGCUGAGGGGGAGAAUGUCCUGUUGGAGCCAGACACUGAUGACCAGGAGGAAAUUGUGGUGACUCCAGCCUUUGUGAUCCAUCCUUGGCUGCUGCCUCACAUGUAUUCCCCUUUGUCCACUCUGUAUGUACUGCACCAUCAACAUAAGGAUGAAGAAUACUGGCGUCGCCUCCUCAAGUGGAACAAGCAACCAGAUAUAGCACUCAUGACCUUCCUCGGAGUGGACGUGAAAUUUUGGUUGCCUGAAGGAGCCAGUCUGGUAGAAUCCAGCCGUACUCUGGGAACUCUUAAAGAUCAGCAUUUUACAGAAGCUAUCGAGACUCUGCAGAUGCUGUCCACGUCAUUCAGUCCCAGAGACAAGCUCAACCUCAUCCAUCGCACCUUCCAGCUAGUCAGCAAGGCUGUCAUGGCCAAACUGGGAAGUAACUACCUGUGGAGCAUGGACGACCUGUUCCCAGUGUUCCAGUAUGUGGUGGUGCGCUCCCGCAUCCAGCACCUUGGGGCAGAAAUUCAACUGGUUGAUGACCUCUUGGAUCCCCAUAUGCAGCAUGGGGAGUUGGGCAUCAUGUUCACCACACUCAGGGCUUGUUACUACCAAAUUCAGAAUGAAAAACUCACUCACAUGCUUUAAGGAGCCGAGGUUUCAUGGUAUGAGCUGUGACCUUCAACAAGAACGUGUUGCCAUGACUGGAGUGUGUAAGUUGUCGUUACCCAAGUGCCCUCCAUUGAAUUACCUAAUGCCUCAGUCCAAAGCAGAAUUAUUGCAGUAAUCAAUGGGAUUAAGGUAAAUGCCAGGGUGUAAUUAAUGGCCUUUGGCUGUGUUGCUGCAAUCACAGCUUAUGGCUGUUUGUGUCUGUCCUGAUGUAUCUUAGGUAAAUGUAUAGUGGGAAAAAUUCCAUCAGUAUUAAUCAAAUGUUUGAAUAUUGGAGGAUAACAUAAAGGUAAACAUUAUUAUCCCCUGCACGGAAAAGGUAAUGUUUUAUGUGUAUAUGUAAUCUAGAAAUCAUAUCCCUUCUCAAUAUUUAAUAAAAUAAGACAAAUCAAAGGGUUUAUACAGAGAUGUUAAUAUACUCUCAUAGGAUACAAACUUUAGGGUACAAAUAUGUUUACUGUAAAAAAUAUGCAUAGAUUUUGGCCCUCCUUUGUACAUUUUAAAGUAGUGAUGUUAAGAUGCAACCCAUGCCACUGCAUUUGCUCACAGUUACAUUUAAAGCCAUAUCAUUUCAUCAGGACAUAGUAUUCAUUGUAUUUGGGGGAACCAAACUGUUGUAGGUACAUGUUUGAAUAUGUAUUCACUAUUCAUUGUAUGGAAUAUAAAGUUUCCUCAUGUUGAUGAUCUAUAAGUGAUGCUACCACUGAUGUCAUUGGUAUUUGCUUUUAGAUUUGGUUUAGCUUAAGAAAAAAUAUACGAACAUUUUGCACCAUAAUUUCUGAACUUGAGACUGGUGUUGUAAACUUUAUGCUGGAACAUACAUGGCUGUUACCUAAGCUUACCUCUGUUCUUUCUUUACAGGAAAAUAUUUUUUUAUUAAUGUUUUAAUGUAAGUUAUAUACUGUGUUGCAUUAGUAUGUGUAAAGAUUAUAGCAUAUGUUUAUGUAAGUUUGUUACAGAGUUUAUAGAAUUAAGCACAAAAGUAUGCAUCUAUGAUUUUUUUUUUUUUUUUUUUUUUUCCUUCUUACAAUUUGAGAUUGCUCCAUGAUUUAUUAUAUGCAACCACUGAUCUGAUAUUACUUCUUGCAACCUCUUUCAAGCAUAAUAGUAUCUUGUACUAAUUUUGUUGAAGUUUCUUAAAAUGCAAAAUACUGCAUGAUACUUGAAAGAAAAAGACAAAUAUAGCCUGGGUCUCUAUGAUGCUAAAAAAAGAGAUGAAAUGCACCUUUAUUUGAGGUUAAGGAGGGAAGCAUCAUGAACACAAGCCUGCACACUGAAAUCACCUUAAGCAAUACUCUGCAUUCUUCAUCAGUCUCAAAGGCAUGGUAUGAUAUUAGGUUUGCCUGUCUAUCCACAUAUCUAUCCACCUAUACCUCAAUCUAUUUCUUUGUAACCCCAUCCAUCUAUCUAUCUGUCCGUCAGUCUUUCUAUCUGUCUGUAUCUUUCCAUUAAUCUACUUGUCUGUCUAUCUAUCUAUCUAUCUAUCAACCUACCUACUGACCUAUCUAUCCAUCUAGUUUUCUGUUUAUAUAUCUACCCAUUUAUCUGACUAUCCAUCUACCUUUGUUUAUUUGCCUAUCUGGCUAUCUUAAUAUGAUUUUCUUUUUCUAUCCACAUGCCUAUGUAAACAUUUAAGUAUGUAUGCAUAUUGGUAGGUACCUAGGUGUAUGUACAUACUAAUCUUUUUAUACCUAUUUGUCUGUAUAUCUACCUGGUGAGUAUGUGACUUCUUACAGUAAUAUAUUCCACUGAUGAAUUGCUUCUUUUGGAAAGCUGAAUUUCCUCACAUCUUCCUUUAAUCUUUUCUGAUUUAAUUUCUUGCUGUUCCCUCUUGGGUGUCUAUGCGAGUUUGUCUGUCUCUGCCUUUCUCCCUGCCUGCCUGUGUUUGUCUAUCUAUCUAUCUAUUACUUUAUAUCUAUGUUAAUCUAUAGCUAUCUAUCUAUAUUCAAUGACACAUAUCCUUACAACUCCCUCAGAGGAUUGCCAUGGUAAAAGGACCUCCAAUGUCUUUUUUGUGUGAUCCAGUCUUAUUCUCCACUUCUCAGCUUUCCUCACAUGUAAAUAAUUUAAAACUGCCCUCCCACUUUUCAGCUGACAUUUCCUUUUCCUCUCCUGUUAUUUGUUUGUAACCCCUGCACCCAAUAUUAAACCAUUUUUUAUAAUCAAAACUCAUAAUGUGUAAUAGAAUAGCUGAACUUAAGUACUCUAGGAGCAAAUCUUGAACGAAACUGUUGUGAUGCAAGCUUUAAGUUGUUUUAUCAUGAGCUAUCUGUUUUGCCUCUUGACAUAAUUUUAUUGUAUAUUAUAUUACAACAGAAUGUGAUAUUUGUAAUAAGUUUCCUGUUGGAGAAAGAACAGUGGCAAGCAUGUAUUUUUAGGGAUGUAACUUUGUCCUUGUGAUGUGCACUUGGUCCCUUUUUUCUACUGAACUAUAGUUGAUGAAAUGUGUUUACAAAUUUGGUAGACUGAAUCAUAAUAUCUUGAUUUACAUUUGGUUACUCUGUAGCCAUGAUGAACUAGUCUCAAGGGAUAAGCCUUUUUUCAGUUUUAUAGAGGAAGGUAAACAGCUAUGUUUGUUCUGUUGUUAACAUUAAUAGAUAUAUAUUUAUACUAAGACUACUUAUAUGUAUUUGCAUAUACUUUUUGCUUUGUUAUAUAUUUAAAACACAGUAAUUCUAUCUCUUUUUGUUACUUAUCUUAUUCCUAAUUAAUUGUAAAACCUUGUCAGUUGCUCUUUUUUUGUGUGUGUGUGAACUCCAAAAGAUAAUUUGCUUUUUAAUUAAGUGCUUUCCAAUAUUCCUUAUUUGUCAUGAUCCUAAACUCAUGUUUUUUAUCUUUCUGGCAGCUGUUGAUGAUAAGAUAUACAUACACAUCUAUUGUGUGUCUUUCUGCAUAGGAAUAUGCUUAGAUGCAGAUAUUUACCCAGUUAUGCUAUACAAGAAAUGAGCUAUGCUUUUGGGGUCCCAUCUUUGUGUCUCAAUUAGUCAAACUUAGUUGUAAACUCAUUUAAGUUUUUGUACUAGACUAUUUCUUUGUCCAUGUUUUUCUACAGCUCAGUGCUUCUUUAUGGAAAAUUGUAUUUCUUGACAUCCUUCAAGCAACUAGUCCUCUUCAAUUUCUAUCCUUGUCCUCUUCAAAUUCUAUCCAUGUCAUUUUACUCCCUCAUCCCAAGCAAAUAGAUCGCUAUCAGUUUUGUCUUCUCCCUUCAUUGCCCUGAACACUGCAGUCAUAGGUGACAAAUUAUCCUGGACUUGCACUCCCAGGUUCUUCUCUCUCACUUUGGUGAUUUGAUCCUUUCCUAUUAUCUCCUUCUCCUACUCAGUGGUUCAUGCCUCCAACUUCAUAUUAAAUACGGUAGGCUCGUGUAGUAGGAAUUUGUAUAGUAGGAAUACACGUUCUUAUGGAAAAAAUGGUAUAUGGGUGGCACUGCCCUGACUGACUGACAUUUUUUGUGCUGCUGCCUCCCUUGGCAAGCAUCACACGGCUACGCCCUCGCCACAGGACACCAAGAAGGCACAUGUACUAUAUGUGACGUAAACUAGACAUAAUGCCAUACAAAAUCUUGGAUUGACUGGCAAUGAGUUGUGGAGGAUGAGAUUGUGGCGUUGUGGGCGGCGGGGUAGUCAAAGGAAAGUGAGAGGUGCGCCAUGUGCUUUCCACAGUGCCCUUACACGUUACUGUGCUUACUCUACAUUUCCAUCUCUUGUUUCUGUAAUUUUGUUUUGUUUUGUCUGAAUUACUGGAGUGUUGGCGUAGUGUGGUGAUGGCGGUGAGGCAUCACCAUUUGUAAACAAACCAAAGUAUGAGGUGUGCCAUGCGCAUUCCACAGUGCCCUUCCACAUGUUAUUGUGUUUACUCUACAUUUUCAUUGCUUGUGUCCAUUUACUUCUGUAUUUUUUUUUCUGACUGACUAAGUGUCAGCAUGCUGUAGUAGUGACAGUGAGGCAGUGGGUGUGGCAAAGCUUGUAGAUAAACUAAGAAAAGUAUGAAGUGCGCCCUGCACAUUAACAAUGGCCUUCCACACGUUUUUGUGUUUGUUUUACAUUUUCAUUGCUUGUUUAUGUUUCCUUCUGUUUUGUUUUGUCUGACUGACUGGAGUAUCAGCAUGGUGUGGUAGUGGGUAAACAAACAAAAAUAUGAGGUGUGCCAUGUGCAUUCCACAGUGUCCUUCCACAUGUUAUUGUAUUUAUUUUACAUUUUCAUCACUUGUUUCUGUUUUUGUGUCUUGUUUUGUUUUGUUUGAAUGACUGGAGUGUUGGCAUGGGUGCAGAAUUUGAUAAUUCCUUCAUUCCUUGCCUCCACCUCAUGUACUAUGGGUUUAUGGAUUAUACUUUCAGGUCCAUGCGUAGUAAGCGUUUUGUGCAAAAUGCGUGGCUGCUGUAAUGCCCCUUCAUAUUGUAAUUCUUAGGUUAUCCUCUCGGACACUUUUUUCACAUAUGCCACUCUUGAUAGACAAAAUCCAAUACACUGUUCUUUGUUUCAGAACCUCAACUUUAGACACUUUUUUCACAUAUGUCAAUCCUGAUAGACAAAAUCCAAUACACUGUUCUUCAUUUCAAAACCCCACAAAGUUGCAUUCAUCCAAAUGUAAAUAUUGAUCAGCUGCCAUCCUCUACCAUGGCAUCUAAUGGUACAGUACAAAAAUUUAAGCUACAGCUAUGUUGUAAUCACACUUUGACCAAUUUUACCAUCUUUUUUCUCCCUAAUGUUAGAUGGGACCACCACUUAAGCACUCAUCUCACUUAAAUACAAUGGGUUGGCCUCCUUUUCACCCCUAGAUUGGCGAUAUUUCCCACAAUUGGAGGAGACCACUGCUGCUAGUGGUGUGUAUGGUUGUGUGCAUGUGUGUGUGUGUGUGUGUGUGUGUGUGUGUGUGUGUGUGUGUGUGAAAUAAUUAUAAGGUCUCAGCAAUUUAAUGAUAUAAUAAUUAUGGUGACAAAGAUUAUUUAGAAUGAAGAGUUUACCCACAACAGUUUUGUAAAAACACCUUCCAAAGUUAACCUACAAAUCAUGGGCCCAUGGCUGUUAGAUGCAAUAAAUUUCAGCAUGUCUGGAGACUUAUUUCCUAAAAUGUACCAUUAUUAGUUCCUCCAGUUUCCAUCCCUAAAAAAAGGGGGGGAGGUAAUGAAUAGGUGACUUGAAAAUGCCACUUAUCUGAGUAGGUGGUGAAUGUAACUUCUCGUACAUGCUUUUACCCUGUUCACCUAGACACUCACUGUGAGCAUAUUAUGAGGCAUCAGUAUGUGUCAGGUCUCCCUUGAGCUGCUAUUAUAGUGUAUUAUGAUGAUUUUUGUGAAAGUUUCAUGCUAAAGGAUGAAGGAAAAUCUUGUCACUGAAAAUAGACAAAAACUUCAGUGUACUGACUGUUUGGUGAUGGCUCACCUUAGCCUUCUUAGAUUUACUUUUCUGACACAAAGAUACACAUGACUUCCACUAAUGAGCUUUUCCACCUUUUAAACUAGUAAGGAAGCUUGGAUGGUCAUGUGUAGUUGGACCACUGAGGGACAGAGUUGUCACCAACAUUGUGGUUGUGCAUUUCAUAACUUUUCAUACAGGAGGUAACUUUCAACAGGUCAAGAUACAAAGUCAAAAUGUUUGCAAUUAUGGAAAAAGUAGCAGAAAAGUUAUUGGAUUUUGUCAUGCAUUAAAAAAAAUAAAAAAUAAGGCUUCCUAGUUCUAGGUAAUCUUAUGAAUUAAGAGCUGCUUAAUAUGUUAAAUAUAGUCAAUGAUGAUGAUGGUGAAAGUGGUUGUGAUGACAGAACAAGCUGAAUGAUCAUUUUAAGACAAUUUUGGAAAAUGAUGUUUUACAGACCUCAUUUUUUUAUUUUUUGAAAUGUGGGCACUUGCUACCAUAAUGAAUUCCUCAGUCUGUGAACUUAAAUGAAAAAAAGAAACUAUGAACCAUGGAAAAUGUAGGAAUCCAGUUUGUGUUGUAUAACAUGAUAGUCUAGUAUAGUAGUAGUAGUUUCCAUGUUAGUCAGGAAAACUUUCUUGGCAGUUCUAAAAGCCUGAUUCCUAGUGUGCACAGUCAUUCUUGGUCAAUAUCUGUAUCUGAAAGUGUGGAGCAGUGCCUUUCUUGGUUGAACAGCACGAAGGUUUUAUUACCGUAUACCUUUGUCUCGAGUCAACCUUGUCUCAAAUCAGUCAUUUAGCAUGUUUUGAGAAUAAUAUAACACCUACAUAUCAGCAUAUUUUCCAAUAUAGUGAAAUAUUAUAAAUGUGUGCAAUGAUGAAUUAAUGAUGUCAGUUUGUUGGAUGACCAUGUAUAUAGAUGACAUGUUAUUUCAUCAGCCUGAAAAUAAUGUUGAGAUCAUAUUGCCUACUUGUUUGAAAUGGAAAAGAUUAAACAAAAUUGGCAUUAAUAUUUGAAAACAUUAACUUUUUUUUCCUAUAUUUUGGUGCAUAAUAUUAUCAUCACCUCUCCAACUCACUCAUCAAUCUAAAAAUUAUUAGUUUCUUUGAAAUUAUGAUUUAUGAUUCUUAACUUCAAAAUGCAAACAUGCAUUGCCACUUCCUUGCAUUGCGUGGUUGUAAAAUUGUUUCAAAUUUAUGAAAAAGCUAAACAUUCAUGUAGAUUGUAGAUUAAUGUAAUGCAGUUGUGCAUUGAGUUUUGUGCUUAAUCACUACCACAAAAAGUGUGCAAAACCUGAACCUGCAAAAGUUGGGGCACUGAUCUGAUAGGAAAAGGAUAUUUAUGGGCUCACCUGAAAACUUUCCCACAUACCUUUUCACUAAAAAACUCCCUACUGCUUAAUAUACUAAAUAUAUAGGUAUCCAUUACAAAAUAAGAAUGAGUUCAGAGAUGUGAGAGGUGGCAAGAGCAGAAAACCUACACGACAGGUGUUGUGGACAAUGAUGCAAGGGAGGAGAUUGGAAAAGCAAGGAGGUCUUUGCUAUGACCACUGAUCACGUGGUCUGUGCAUGUGCCAGCGUGAGUUCUUAGUCUUGGUAGUGAACUGCUCUUGUAACAUCUCAGUUGCUAAUUUAGAGGAAAUGGGUUACUGUCUGUGAGUGGGUUGCAAUAGACAAGGAGGUUUGUUUGGUUUGAAAGAAAUUAAAGUGGAUUAGCUUUAGUUUGCAUGUAAACAUGGUAUGGGAGAUAUCAGUACAUGAGCAAGUCAGCACCAAACCUAUGACCAUACACUGGUGUAUGUGCAGAUGAGACUAUCAGCAGCUGAGGCCAUGUCAAGGCCAAGCCCUCUUCACUCACCCAAUUGCUUCCCUUCCAUCUUUGUUUACAACACCUUGUUGGCAUUUUCACAAACUGGCAAAUGUGCAGCAAUUUUACAAAACGAUGAAUCAGAUAUUCGUCAAUUAGUCAAAACAGUGAUGCAGAAUAAUAGUAAUGUUUGACAAUAGCAAAUGCCUGGAACAUGAAAGGUGUCUGACUUGCAUUUCAUAUCUAAACUGGUUAAAGACUUGCAUGUUGUCAAUGUCCAGGUGGUAUUAUCUUAGUAACUGCUAAAUUUGCAUAUUCACCAGUUUGUGAAAACCCUGGCUAAGUUUUUCUACUGGUGGCACUUCUCGCAUCUUUGAACUUGUUUUUCUUCUGUAAUGGCUACCUGUGCAUCUCAUGGUGUGGAAAGUGAUGAAGGAGGAAAUUUGUACUAGUAUCUUCAAAAAAGGCCAGCUAGACUCAAUGCAAGUGUUAUUACCAAAGAACAGUGGUAUUAAGACUCAGAAGCUUCGCUCACCAACAUCAACGCAUGUACAGAUGAGGUGGCUGGUAGCCACAAAGAAAUCAUUCCUGAUUAAGUGGACACUAAGAAGAGUCCUAAUAGCAUAAAAGAUGGCAAUGAAGUGAUGAUCAGCUUUGCAUCUUUGCAUGAAAAGCUGAUACUUUACCAUAAAAGUAUAAUCAUGAAAUAUUUUAGAAUUGCCACAAAAAGAAGAUAAUGAAACAAUAUGCUGUGAAACUUGAUGCACCACUGUAUUUGUAAUGCAAAUUUUACUUAUCUAUAUAGUUGACUAAGGUAUAAAUAGGUCACUUCUGAACGAUUCUGCUGUAAAUUUGUUUUGAAUAACUAAUGAUUUCAGUUUGUGAUGAAAUUUCUAAAGGAAAGUAUGUAUUGAUAUCACAUCCUUUGUAAUGAUGAUCCUAGAUCUGCAUUUAUUGUGAAAUGGAGAACUAAGAAUAUAAAAGGAAUAAACAAGUGAUGCAAUAAAUCAUAUAUGUAUGUGUGUGCAUGUAUGUGUGUGUGUUGCUGUUAUGUACUAAUAUUGUGGAGUUCUAGUAUGCUCUGACUGUCAGCUACUUGUUCCUGGCUGGCUCUGGUGUGAUCUCAUAGGUUUGAGUCUCUGUCUACUUUGGAUUAUUGUAGAUAGAGAAGAGGCAUAUAUUGAGGUGAUGUGUAGACAGAAAAGGAUGCCAGACUCAGGCAGAUGGUGACUUACCCAAAAGGACAGAAGCCAGACUACAACAAACCCUAAUAAGGAGAACAAAGGCACUACAAGACUCCUAAGCUGUAAUCAUUGUAGUGCUACCAGGAAUAAAGCCCAUCAUUUAU
Molecule: messenger RNA, 15460 nt
Organism: Eriocheir sinensis (Chinese mitten crab)
Lineage: Eukaryota; Metazoa; Arthropoda; Malacostraca; Decapoda; Varunidae
Gene: Als2
Product: alsin-like
Exons: 25
Coding region: 1755-6932 (1725 amino acids)
Source: RefSeq, a predicted model, not a curated record